UAAUUUUAUUUUUCUUCCCUCUUCCCCUCUCCUCAUUAUCCCCUUUCUUUGUGUACAUCUAACCGUAUCCAAUCAAAGCUUUGGAUUUGCAAAGGCAGUGAACUGAGUGACAAUGGCGAUUUCCUUAUCGGGUCUUUCUGCUUCCCUAUCUUCACUCUCCUUUUCCUCCCAUAUUUCUCAGAAACCAAACAACCUCUUAUUCGCGAGAACCGAAUCCCUCUCCGUCUCCCUCUCGCGCGUGCCCUCUCUCGUUGUAUCCGCCACAGCAGUCGUUUCUCCGGCGGAACCAGAAACCGAAGACCUCACGAAGUUCGUGAAAUCGAGGCUUCCAGGUGGAUUCGCUGCUCAAACAAUCAUAGGCACCGGUCGCCGGAAGAGCGCUAUCGCUCGCGUUGUUCUACAAGAAGGAACUGGCAAAUUCAUCAUCAAUUACCGUGACGCUAAGGAAUAUCUUCAGGGAAAUCCAUUGUGGCUUCAAUACAUUAAGGUCCCCUUAAUAACUUUGGGAUAUGAAAAUAACUAUGAUGUUUUUGUCAAAGCUGAGGGUGGUGGCCUCUCUGGUCAGGCCCAGGCAAUCUCCCUUGGCAUUGCUCGUGCCUUGCUGAAGGUGAGCGAAGAUCAUAGAGCACCUUUGAGACAGGAAGGGCUUCUGACCAGAGAUGCUAGAGUGGUUGAGAGGAAGAAAGUUGGUCUGAAGAAAGCUCGUAAAGCCCCUCAGUAUUCCAAACGUUGAGGUUGGAAUUUUACAUGUAUGGUACGCCUUUUUCUUUCCUCCCCCUGUCUCUCUGGAGUUGGUUACAUUUGGAACUAUCGAUUGUAAUCGUUUGUAGUUGUAGCUGUCCUUUAAGAUAAGUAAAGAGAAAUUGACAAAGACCCCAAGGCAUUUGUAUACUGAAUCCUGCCCUUUGUUUCCUCAUCUCUUGUUUUCUUGAUCUGUAUGGAAUUGGCAAUUGUAGGUAUGAUAAGAUUUCUCUCUCCCGUUCACCCCCAACCAAAAUCACACAUUUGUACACAUUUGUGGUCUUUGCUCGUCAUUCCUUAUGUGUAUUUGUUUCUGUUUUUGGCGUAUUGAAAUAGGAUU
Gastrolobium bilobum is the source of this 1081-nucleotide messenger RNA. RefSeq names its product small ribosomal subunit protein uS9c. Gene Ontology annotation, molecular function: structural constituent of ribosome; RNA binding. The transcript has 2 exons. The record is from RefSeq and is a predicted model, not a curated record. NCBI's taxonomy places the organism in Eukaryota, Viridiplantae, Streptophyta, Magnoliopsida, Fabales, Fabaceae. Gene Ontology annotation, cellular component: mitochondrial small ribosomal subunit; ribosome; plastid small ribosomal subunit. Gene Ontology annotation, biological process: translation. The coding region runs from base 113 to 733 and encodes 206 amino acids.